AUGACUUCCAAACAACCAACAAAGAUUCUCCCUAAAAUGGAGAAAAAGGCCCCCUUCUCCUACGAGGUCCCGGGGGUGGAAAAGGUUGACGGUGAGACGGCACCGCGCCGAAACGUUCGGUGCAAGGAUGGUCUCAUCACUCAGCCCGAUCCGUCGGUCAGGACCGUUUACGAUAUCGUCACUUACGCCGCCAAAAGGUUUGGUAAUGCGAGAUGCAUCGGCUCGAGAACUCUACUCGACGUACACAAAGAGAAGAAGAAGGUGAAGAAAAUGAUUAACGGCCGGGAGACGGAGGUCGAGAAGGAAUGGUCGUAUUUCGAAUUGAGCCCUUACAAGUUCUUGUCUUUCGUCGAGUUUCAGAAGCAUGUCGGUACGCUAGGUGCGGGUUUGAAGAAACUCGGAUUGACCAAGGGCGACAGAGUACACCUUUAUGGCGCAACCAGCAUGAACUGGCUCUCACUUGCACAUGGCGCUUUCACUCAGACGCUUACGAUUGUCACUGCAUAUGACACUCUGGGUCUCGAAGGUCUCCAGUCCUCGCUCAAGCAGACCAAAUCGAAGGCUGUGUUUUUGGACGCUGGUCUUCUACCGGUUCUCGUAAAGGCACUGUCCGAAGCACCCACGGUCGAGCAUGUCAUUUUGAACAACGAAGCCAAAGUCAACCCGGAGGAGCUGGAAAAGCUCAAGGCGCAAUUCCCCAAUAUCCACGUGAUCGAGCUCGAUGAACUCAAGACGCUUGGGGAGGAGAACCCGGCGGAACAUGUCGUGCCGGAGCCGGAGGACCUGGCCUGUGUGAUGUAUACGUCGGGAACUUCGGGUACGCCCAAAGGUGUCACCAUCAAGCACAAAGCUGUUGUCGCCUCCGUCGCAGGUGCCACUUCAAUCGUGGGUGACUAUAUAGGACCCGGCGACGGUCUCUUGACCUACCUCCCUCAAGCUCACAUUAUUGAGUUCAUCUUUGAAAAUGCUGCUCUCUUCUGGGGUGCCACGAUGGGCUAUGGGUCUCCGAAGACCCUCACCGAUACCUCCGUCCGCAAUUGCAAGGGCGACAUCCUUGAAUUCCGCCCGAGUAUCCUCAUCGGUGUUCCGGCGGUCUGGGAAACUAUUCGAAAGGGCAUCGUGGCCAAGGUGAAUGCAGGCGGCUUCGUUACCAAGAACCUAUUCGGGUACGCUUUGACAUGGAAGCAGUUCUUGCUUUCUACCGGCAUUCCCGGGGUCAGCCUUCUCGAUGCCCUUGUAUUCAGCAAGGUUCGGGAUGCCACGGGUGGCAGGCUCCGCAUCUGUAUGUCCGGUGGCGGUCCCCUUGCCAAGGACACUCAGAAGUUUAUCUCCACGGCUAUUUGCCCGCUCAUCAGUGGGUACGGACUGACCGAGACCGGGGGUAUGGGCGCACUCAACGACCCUCGUGCUCUAACGUUUGAGGCCCACGGUGAUAUCCCCGCCUCCGUCGAGGAGAAACUGGUGGACUUUCCGGAGGCCGCUUAUUUCACUUCCAACAACCCCCCUCAAGGUGAACUGUGGAUCCGCGGUCCCUCGGUCACUGGGGGAUACUAUGAGAACGAAGAGGAGACUAGAGUUGCUCUGCGAGAUGACGGAUGGUUCAUGACGGGCGAUAUUGCCGAGUUCGACAAGAACGGCCACGUCAAGAUCAUCGAUCGCAAGAAGAACCUUGUUAAAACCUUGAACGGCGAAUACAUCGCCUUGGAGAAACUGGAAUCCAUUUACCGCGCAUCGCCGUUGGUCGCCAACAUCUGCGUCUACGCCGCCCAAGAUCAGCAAAAGCCUGUCGCAAUCAUUGUCCCGGCUGAGCCAGCUUUGCUGCGGCUUGCUCGGGAGAACAACAUCCAAGGCCAUGACCUUGAGGAUCUAGUUGACCACCCACAGAUCAACAGCCUUGUUCUUCGGGAACUCCAGAAGGCCGGUCGACAGGGCCGGCUUUCUGCCUUUGAGAUUAUUGACGGAGUUGUUUUGGAUAAGGAUGAAUGGACUCCUCAGAAUGUAAGUCCCGAUCCUUGCUCCUAG
Molecule: messenger RNA, 2022 nt
Organism: Aspergillus melleus
Lineage: Eukaryota; Fungi; Ascomycota; Eurotiomycetes; Eurotiales; Aspergillaceae
Product: long-chain fatty acid-CoA ligase
Exons: 2
Coding region: 1-2022 (673 amino acids)
Biological process (GO): long-chain fatty acid metabolic process; long-chain fatty-acyl-CoA metabolic process
Cellular component (GO): endoplasmic reticulum; plasma membrane; lipid droplet
Molecular function (GO): long-chain fatty acid-CoA ligase activity
Source: RefSeq, a predicted model, not a curated record